CGUUCAAACUUACAUUUCAUUUCUAGACUCGCAUCUCCCUCGCUCACCAUUUCUUUAUUUCAUUCCAUAAAAUUCUAAAUCUAUAGCAUCUAUCACUACUACUACUCACAUACUCAGAUUUGCUAAAUAUUUUCUAGCUUAUAAUCAUGGAAAAUAAAAACUUCAAAACCUGUUUUCCUUUCGUAGUGUCUCUCCUCAUCCUCAUCGCCGUAGUCUCGCCGCUGCCUGCUGCCGCCUACACUAACCACACUGUCGGCGCCGCCGCCGGUUGGUUCUUUAAUGCGGACACUGCCACUCCUGCUGCUAAAUACUCGGACUGGGCAGCUACUCAGACAUUCAAUCUCGGUGAUUACCUCAUAUUCAAGACGAGUACAAACCAAAGUGUGAUCCAAACUUAUAACGAAACUACCUACAAAAACUGUAGUAUCGACUACUCAGAAGACGAUGACACCUUCUCAUUUACAAGUGGCAACAGCGAGUUCAACCAAUCACUCACCAUAGCUAUCCCAUUAACCAUUAACGGUACAAACUAUUACUUCUCUGAUUCAGAUGAUGGUGUACAAUGCCAACAAGGCAUGGCGUUCGAGAUUGAUGUAAAAUAUGGCAGCGGACUUCCACCAAGCCUCAACCAGCCUCCGCCACCGGCCUAUGUGGAGCCAUCACCACCGUUGCCAGACGUGACCACUCCACCGCCCAGUACCGGUUUCAGGACUAACCUGCCUUGGUUGGUUAGUGUUAUUACAUUAUGUGGAAUGGUAGUGUUAUAGAAUGAGUAUUAGAACCAAAGUGUAUUGUACACUAGAAGACAUCAUUUGGAAAAGUAAUUAUGCGAGUAGUAAGGGUCGUUUUGGGGAUUUAGAUACAAAAAUUAGUUGUCAAGCAUGUGUCGGCAGAAGGGAGUGUGGGACUUAGCUGUACUGUUUGGCUUUAGAUUAUACUACUGCUGCUACUUUUCUUGAAUUAAAUUGUUGCAUUAAUUACACA
Molecule: messenger RNA, 984 nt
Organism: Daucus carota subsp. sativus
Lineage: Eukaryota; Viridiplantae; Streptophyta; Magnoliopsida; Apiales; Apiaceae
Product: early nodulin-like protein 18
Exons: 2
Coding region: 147-767 (206 amino acids)
Cellular component (GO): plasma membrane
Molecular function (GO): electron transfer activity
Source: RefSeq, a predicted model, not a curated record